AUGGAAGGGAAGAGAAACGUGCGCAUCUGCUGUUUAUGCAACGAAAGAAGAGCUUCUCUCAAAAGACCCAAAACCCUUCAACAGAUUUGCACUCAAUGUUUCUAUCUCGCCUUCGAAAACGAAAUUCACCAAAUCAUCCUCUCCAACCGUCUCUUCACCCGCGGCGACCGCGUCGCUAUCGGCGCUUCCGGCGGUAAAGACUCCACCGUCCUCGCCUACGUUUUAUCCAAACUCAACCGCGACCGCGAUUACGGCCUCCAUCUCUUCCUCCUCUCCGUCGACGAAGGCAUCACCGGCUACCGCGACGAUUCUCUCGAAACCGUUCAUCGAAACCAGAUUCAGUAUGGAUUGCCUCUCAAAGUUGUGUCCUACAAGGAUUUGUACGGCUGGACGAUGGACGAGAUUGUUAAACUGAUCGGUUUGAAGAACAAUUGCACCUUCUGCGGCGUAUUCCGUCGCCAGGCGCUUGAUCGGGGAGCGGCUUUCCUGAAGGUGGAUAAACUGGUCACAGGACACAACGCCGAUGAUAUUGCCGAGACGAUUCUGUUGAACAUAUUGAGAGGUGAUAUAGCUAGAUUGAGUAGAUGUAGUUCAAUUGUGACUGGGGAAGAUGGACCAAUCCCUAGAUGUAAACCUUUCAAGUAUACUUAUGAAAAAGAGAUUGUUAUGUAUGCUUAUUUCAAGAAGCUUGAUUACUUUUCAACUGAAUGUAUUUAUUCUCCAAAUGCUUAUCGUGGUUUUGCUCGCGAGUUCAUCAAGGAUUUGGAGAGAAUCAGACCCAGGGCCAUUCUCGACAUCAUCAAAUCCGGAGAGAAUUUCAGGAUUUCUACCACUACUAAAAUGCCGGAGCAGGGUACGUGUGAACGAUGUGGUUAUAUUUCAAGUCAGAAGUGGUGUAAAGCUUGUGUUCUGCUUGAUGGAUUGAACCGAGGUUUGCCUAAAUUGGGAAUUGGACGGAGUCGGGUUGAAGUUGGUUGCAAGGAAGAAAAUGAAAGCCAUGGAAGAAAGAGCAUUGAGAGCAAACAAUGUGGAUCUUUAGACUUCUGA
Messenger RNA from Vicia faba (fava bean), 1047 nucleotides. The record is from the annotation of a GenBank genome assembly. Lineage: Eukaryota; Viridiplantae; Streptophyta; Magnoliopsida; Fabales; Fabaceae.